ACAACAGAAAAAAAAAAAAAAAAAAAAAGAAUCUCUCUCUACUAAAUAUAUAGAAGCUAAAAAAUCAUGGUGAUAUCUCACGCUCAGCCUUUACUUCUCUUUGUUUCCAUCUUUUAUUUACCAGCUGUUUUGGGCACCGCCAUCGAAUUCAAGAACAACCCAUAUAACUUUAAUAACGAUUUCGUUAAUGUCACUGGAGUGGAGAUAAUUCCAUAUCCGAUUACAUUUUACGAUAACCCAAUAUUUAAGAUAACCUGUUUUACAUCCCAAGAAGGCUUCGCACAAGAUUAUAUAAUGGUGCGUUUUGGUCUCGAACGCCCUAAUGGUUUAGAGUAUUUAUGGCGCAAAGAAUAUGCACUCUGUGAUUUAACAAAAUGUCCUUUUGAGCCUGGCCCCUUUGUGCUUAGUUUUGCUAACAUAUACGACGUAAAGAGGAGUUUUAAUAUAUCAGGAGAAUAUGAAGUUACAAUAACAAUUUUGCACGGGGGUAACCGUGGGGACACUAUGAACUUCAGUUUCAAGUUUCACGCCAAUGCUUUGGCGGAAUUCAUCAACAUUCCGAGACUUAAUGGCGUUAAUGUCAGUAAAGUGGAGAUCUUUCCAUUUAAAGUUACUGUUAACGAUAAUCCAGUCUUUAGGAUAACCGCUGAUACAGCCCAAGACAUCACAUCUUCUUCAAUGAUAGCAGCAAAAAUGGUUUUGGAGGAUUCAUCAGUGCUAUUUCAUAAGUAUUCGGGAAAGAAUUACAAUCUCUGUGAUUCUACGGACCACUGCCCAGUUGUACCUGGUCGCUUUGUGCUUACUUUUCCUCACCCAUACUGGAGAUACAAGAUCGAAGCAGGUAGAUGUCGUGUUGAAGUACAAAUUUUCAAUCAGAAAAAUGUGUUUCAGGUAAGAAUGAACCUCGCGUUCUGGUUUUCGGUCAGUGAAGCCUAGCUAGAGAGUGAAACUAUAUGUUUCAAAAAGCCUCUCUGGUGUAUGGUGAUCUUAAUCACUGUGUGUUGUAUCAUUUUUUUGUCGUCCAACAAAUAAACAAGGAUUGUUGUAUAAAACACACCUUUGACCUACCCAUGUGUGUAUGUGUGUGUCUGUUUGUUAUGUGGUUUGUUCAAAUAUGUAUAUAUGUGUGUUUAU
Eruca vesicaria subsp. sativa (arugula) is the source of this 1134-nucleotide messenger RNA. Lineage: Eukaryota; Viridiplantae; Streptophyta; Magnoliopsida; Brassicales; Brassicaceae. The record is from the annotation of a GenBank genome assembly.